AUGUUCCGGCCUUUAGCCUUUUUGCGAAGCAAAGUCCCCGCGCAUAUUAAUCAAGUUCGUCCUUAUCAGCGAGUUCUGCACUCCAUGGAGCAGGGGGUACAGGGGUUAUUGGCAGCCGAAGAGGUCUUUAAGGAAUUUGAGUUCUCCUGUCGAAGUGAGUUCAUAUACGACAACCAAAAAACCUCUUUAGGAAGUGUGAGCCCCAGGAUUACGUCUCGCAAGCCACUUACUGAGUUUUGUGGCGAUGCUAAAGAUGUCGAGCCAUUUACCAUAUUACUUUUAAAGGUCCUGUGUGAUUUGCAUAAAUUAGAGGAGAUGCGCUUCUUAUUCACACAGUGUUUGCUCGAACUGAAUGGUGGUAGAUCGCCAUCCAUUGAGCUAUUUAACGUGUAUUUAUUAGCCAUUUCCAUGACCGAUGCCUAUAGUCAGAACGAGGUGGAUAAUGUUAUCGAACUCAUGCGGUGCAAGGCUGCUACACCGGAUAUCGUUACAAAGCUCUCUGUGUUUAUCUUAUAUUUGAGGCUUGGACAGGACAGCUGCGUUUCAUGGUGGAAGGUCAUCCACGCGGAGGUUCGCGAGGUUGUGGGUCGAAAUGCGGUGCCGCGGUUUCCGCUACUUCCGCUGCGUGUGCAGCACUGUUUUCAAACCUUGAUACGUCUACAUCACGAUGUGGUGGUGAUACGCGAAUGCUUCGAUUUGCUUCACACCCUGCGCCCUGAGAGCUGCACCCCGGCUUUACUACUACCCUAUAUGAUUUUGAGCGUCACGAACGAGGAGACCCCACCGUCUAAUAUAGUGGAUAUCCUAAGAGUCCACGAGUUGACUUGUGAAAAACACAGUGGGCAUUCCACCACUGCACCUUUUCAGAGUUCAUCGGCUAAUCCUAAGAGUUUGGCACCAUCCAGUUGUGCAGAGACUCCAGCUGAUCCGCCGCUACUAAACAGCGAAGCUACCGUCUUUCGUUUGUUAUUGAAGUGCUUUAAAUGGGGUGACGCCGAUGCCGCGCGUUAUGUGUGUGAGUAUCUAAAAAAGCACGAGACAUUUAACAUUAUUGCCGAUGAAAAUCAGCCUUUGAUCUUGCCGUUGUACGCCGGGGCGCUUGCUCGUUCGGGCUUGCUGUUGGAAUCGCUGGAGGUGCUUGAAGGGGUCGCACCUCCGCUAAACCGCCCGGGGAGACUGGCGAGGAUUUUGAACGGCAAUCGCCGCAUCAUGGCUGAUUCCGUUGACGCCGUGGGGGAAGUCGUGCGAUCGAUCCAUGAGUGCGGGGUGGGCGCGAUGCUACCGCGGCUGCGAAUCGCCGCGGCGGAGGGUCGAAAGGUGACCGCUGCUUCUUUGGAUCUUUUUAUUGCCGCUUGCGCGCUAGGCGAGGGUGACCGGGGCGCGGAGGGGGUGCUCGCCACUUACCCCUCUUUCGGGGUGAAGCCGACUUGCUUUACUUACACUGCGCUGCUCUGGAGCUACCGGAAAGAGGGAUCCGCUUUUCGUGGGAUGAAUCGACUGCGCUCACUGAUGCGCAGCAUGGCUGAGUGUGAACUCGCAGUAGACGACACCUUUCUCCGGGAGGCGAUGGAAAUGGCUCUAUCCACGGGUGAUUUGGAGUGCGCGCUCGCAAUCGCCGAUCAGCAUGCGGAACUUCAUAUUACAAUGGAUAGUCGACAGUGCACGAGUCUACUGGAGAAGCUUUCCAUUGCUGUUGACGUUGUGGGAACACGGCGUGCGCUGCGUGCGAUGCGCUCCUGCAAGACACUGAUAGACUCACGGAGCGUGGAGUUUUGUAAAUCGACUUUUGAGAACUGGAAAAUCAAAUGCGACGACUUAACGAGUCUUUAG
Messenger RNA from Phytomonas sp. Hart1, 1830 nucleotides. Lineage: Eukaryota; Euglenozoa; Kinetoplastea; Trypanosomatida; Trypanosomatidae. The record is from the annotation of a GenBank genome assembly.